GUCUUUUCUCCGGCUCUUCUAGCAAAUCUCCCUCUUGUUCUUGGGAUGCUUUCCCGGACCUGGUGGCCACCAGCUAAUGAUGUCCAGCUAGCAGCAGCAGCAGCUCUUCUGUCUCGAACAAUCUGAAGAAGGGGCCCAAAGCUUUUGGGGUCUGAAGAAGCUGAAGGAGGUCAAGCUUGAUGGAUGCCGGGAUGUCAGGUGGCAAAGUGGAUGGCAGUGGCGGCGGUGUUGCUGUUCUGCGGAGGUCCCAGGCCAGGGAAGGGGUGGCCCAGCGAGAAGAAGAGCAAGAAGAAGAUGGAGAUGAAGACCUCCGAGAUGGAGGAGUCCCUUUCUUUGUGAACCGUGGAGGGCUUCCCAUCAAUGAGGCCACCUGGGAAAGAAUGUGGAAACAUGUGGCCAAGAUCCAUCCUGAAGGAGAAUUAGUAGCUCUGAGGAUCCGGGGAGCCACUGAUCUACCCAAGAACCCCAUACCAAGUGUGCCUUCUCUACAGUCAACCACUCUCAUCCCUGAGCGCCUGGAAGCUAUACAGCGCUAUAUCAGGGAACUUCAAUACAAUCACACUGGGACACAGUUCUUUGAAAUCAAGAAAAGCAGGCCUUUGACUGGGCUGAUGGAUCUGGCCAAAGAAAUGACAAAGGAAGCCCUACCAAUCAAGUGUUUGGAGGCUGUGAUCCUAGGAAUUUACCUCACCAACCACAUGCCAACACUGGACCGCUUCCCCAUCAGUUUCAAAACUUACUUCUCAGGGAACUACUUCCACCAUAUUGUGCUGGGAGUGAACACUGGGGGCCGCUACGGGGCGCUUGGCAUAAGUCGACGCGAGGAUCUCAUGUACAAAGCUCCCACCUUCCGCACACUGAGUGAGCUUAUUUUUGACUAUGAAGAGGCAUAUCGGUGCUGCUGGCAUACCCUCAAAAAGGUGAAGCUUGGCCAAUGUGUGUCCCAUGACCCACACAGUGUGGAACAGAUCGAAUGGAAGCAUUCCGUCUUGGAUGUGGAGAAGCUGAGCCACGAGGACUUCCGCAAGGAGCUUGAGAGACAUUCCCGUGACAUGAGGCUAAAGAUCAGCAAAGCUACUGGACCACCAUCACCCACCAAGGAUAGGAAAAAGGAUGUACCAUCCCCACAACGUAGCCAGUCUAGUCCACAUCGUCGCAAUAGCCGGACAGAAAGGCGACCUUCUGGAGACAAGAAACCUACCGAACCCAAAGCCAUGCCCGACCUUAAUGGUUACCAAAUCAGAGUAUAAAGAUCUUCUCAUUUGUGGACCACUUGUUGGAAAGCAUUUGAACCAACACUACCUAUAAGAUGUGCAGUGUGGGAGGGACUGCAGAGGGUACAAAGUGCAUAUUUUCCAAGGUAUUUAUUUACUCGGGAUGAUAUCCUAUAUAUUAGAGGAUAGCCAUUUCUUUGCAUUAUAUCAGGAACUAAAUACACCAACUAAACAAACAAACAAACAAACAGAUCUUCCACCUGUUAUUCGUUGUUCUACAUAGUGGCAAGAGAAGAUACAUUUGGAAAGUAACAGUAAAAGCCCUUUCGGUGCUGUUUCUCAGCUCACACAGAAGUAGAGAAUGCUUUUGACUUCAAAAAGCCCCAUAGUAAGCUAUAUGUCUCCUCUCUGUUUUUGAAGGAACCAAGUUAGCAGGAGAUCUCAGGAGAUAGACAGGGGCUAGAAGCAAAAAUAAAAAUAAAAAAAUACUGACUCCUAUGGAAGAAUUUCUUAAUUUGUAUUUUCUGAGAAUUUUAAUAUUUUUAAUAACUUGGGGAGUGGGGAAAGCGUACCAUAUUGUUGCAUAUGCUCCAAAAUCAUCAGUGUGAUCCUAGUGUUUUUGUCUCAAAUAAUGGAUUGCCUAGGAUGAAAAUGCACAUCAUGCAACUCCCACUGCAAACUGGCUAACUGGAUCCCCAAGAUACACGUUUUGUAAAUAGAAGAUAGUUUAGGAACUGCCUGUGUUUUGGGGCAUGGAUGUCAGAUGAAUGUUAUAGCUUAAUUGGCUUGUCAUGGCAGUACCUGAUUGUGAUGCAUUCUAGAGAUUAAUUGGAGACCAGGUUUCCAUUUUCCUCACUUUCUGGUGCUAUUCUAGAUUUGACUGUUGUUAAGAGUAAUAGAAGCUUUCGGGUGGCAGCAGAAAGUCCCAACCUGAUAUUCCCCUUAUGUGUGCAAUUGCAGUCUCACCAUCUGGAGGGUGUCUUGUUGAGAGAAAGCUGCUGGGUAAGCACAUCUCCCAUUUCUUGGAAAAGUGUGUCUUACUCAUUUAUAGUAACAUGACCCUUGCUCUUUCUCCCUGACAAGAUGUGAAUUCAUUCUUGCUGUAUGAAAUUGUAUACUGAGGGUUCCUAGAGUGUGUCAAGUAGUAGCAGUGUAUUUAGAUAUUAACAUGGGGAUCAGAUCCUGGGAUACGUCUCUUUCUGUAUUCUCGUUUCUGAUUCUUUCUCCUCCCUUCUUGACUUGUGCAAAGUGGGUAGAAACACAGAGUUUUUCUGUGGAAGCAGUAUUUUAUUGUCUUUUCUUAAGACUAUAUUUUUAGGGUGAAUUUGCAUUAUUUUAGUAGUGCAUCUUUUUCUCUUGGAUGUUUUAUUAAGUAAAUAUGGUCACUAAUAUUAGCAGAAGCCAAACUUAGUUACGAACCUGCUCCAUAGUUCAAUCCGUAUCCUUUUGACACUGAACUGGCAAACUGGAAACAGGUUGGUAGGCUUUAGAGGCACGAAUAGAAAACUCUAUAGUGGGCAUUGUUAAAAAAUGUGUGGACACUCAAAAAGCAGGAAAACCUGGAGAUUUAGUAUUUAAUAAGUUAUGCGAAAAGGAAUGUGAUAGGCCUCUUUAGACGACAGUAAUUUGUGAAUCCUCUAAGGAAUCUGAUCCUAAGUCUUCACUUAACCAUAGUUUAUUAGCUAAGUGUCUCAUACACUGUACAGCUAGUACAUGCAAAUUGUUGAAAGAUGUGAUGAUUUAUAAUGUAAGGAGAGAAACCCAGAGAGAUCUUAAAACACUUGACCAACUCUGUUCUCCAAUUUAGGAUGUAGCUUUCCUAUACGUGCAAGAAAAAUAGAUUUUAUUGUUAUUGUUCCCUACCAUCUUUGUCACACAUAUUUAUUAUCUUUCAGGGUUUUUAAAAACAUGUUUUUGUAGCAGAAUAGACCUGCUAUGAAUUAAACACUUAAGAUUCUGAUGUGCCUUGCAUGUCUCUACCUAUAGAAGCAGAGAGCAUUUCUGGUGAAUUUUAUAUAUAUUGAGUGGGAAAAGCGGGAAAAGGGGAUGAUAUGGGCUCAAGAAUGGGGAAGAGAUCUACAAUACAUUAGGUAGUUUAGAGGCAGUGACAAGGAAGCAUACAUGAAAUAUUCCCACACUGUUUUUUAACUUUUGGGUACAUAUAACAUUUUGAGAUCAUGCCAUGUGUGAUCUCAUAGAAUGACUACCAAUGUAGGAUAUACACAGUGGUGGGAUUCAAAUAAUUUAACAACCGGUUCUCUGCCCUAAUGACCGGCUGGGUAGGCAUGGCUCAGUGGUCAUGUGACCGUGUGGGCAUGGCCAACUCAAUAUCACUCAGAUCGAAGGGCGCUUCACCUUAACUGUUACAAUGUAAUAAGGGUUAAUCAGAGAGGCAGUUUCUGUAAGCAGGGCAAUAAAGAUUAGGCUAGAAACACCACCAGAAAGUUUCCUUCCUGCCUUCCUUACAGAAUUAGCCCUGUAAAGUGUAAGAAAACAAAAUAAGAUUUCUUCCAACAUCCGGUUCUUCGAACUGCUUAGAAAGUUAACAACCGGUUCUCCCGAAUAGGUGCCAAAUGGCUGAAUCCCACCACUGGAUAUACAUAUUUAUAACAUGGCUACAAUAUGGAUACGGCCAAGCAUAAAAUUCCUAUUUACUAGAAAAGAGCCUGGGAUAAUAUUCCCUGUCAUUUCCUCUAGCCCAGCGAUUCUCAACCUGUGGGUUGAGACCCCUUUGGGGGUCGAAUGACGAUUUGCCAGGGGUCGCCUAAGACCAUCGGAAAUAUGGGAAGUAUACUUGCGAGUCGAAGAAUCGCACUCCAAUGGUUGACUCCACAAGCCAGCUGCAGGCUCUUCAAAUCGCUAGCCUAAUCUGGCUUCAGGCGCGAUAAACUUAACAGGGGAGGAGUCUCCACUUUAAUGCCUUUGUCCUCAAGGCAAUCGCAAGCAGUUCAGAUCGCUAGCCAAUAUGGCUUCAGGCGCGAUAAAUUCAAAACGAAAAUAAUUUUACGGUUGGGGGUCGCCACAUCGUGGGGAAUUGUAUUAAAGGGGUCGCCACAUCGUGGGGAAUUGUAUUAAAGGGGUCACAGCACUAUAAAGGUUGAGAACCACUGCUCUAGCCUAAGCAAAUUGUUUUGUUUUACUCUAGACUUUUUUCCUAAUUAAAGGGGAACAUUUUCAGAAAAAUAUUUAACCUAUCAUUACUAUUUAUGAAAUAUCUUAUGGAGUUGUGUGGGUUCCAGUGGCCUUCUUCGAAAUAAGGAUGUUAUAGACCAGGGCUGUCAAAUUCCCAUCCUGUGGACUGGAUGUGUCACAUGCUGGCCACGCCCUCGCCUGGUUUAGUGAAGGGGAAAAAAGUCCUGAUACGUCAUAUAACACCGCCAUGACGAUGUGAGUUUGACACCCUUGUUAUAGACCAUUGACUUAGAGCAGGCCAGCUUCCAUAUAUUUGUUGUAAUUAAGACUAGGUGGAAGUAUCCGAUUAGCCCUACCAUAUAGAUCAGGCCAGGAGGGCUAAAACUACUUUUCUUGAGAUUGGCUAUAAUUACAGAAUCUUACAAGUCUCAUUGUGCUGUACUUCCUCCCGGCCUAUUGUAUUCCUGUGAAUUAAUGAAGUGUCUGCUUCAGCCACUUCUAAAUAUUUUUUGUUGGUUAUGGACUUAAGAUAUGUUUCACUACUGCUUUGGUACCAGAACUUGGAUAUCUCUGUCAAAAUCAUAUUCCUUACUCUCUACAUCUAUCACAUUAAUUCUCAUGGGGACCACUUUAGUGAUCUUAUUAUAUGUGGCAUAAUACUACAGAAUAUAUACAAGUAUUCCUGCCCAGAACAAGCAUGUCACAAAGAUGUAUUUAGAAAAGUGUUGUCUGAAUCCUUUCAUUUUUAUAAAAGUAAGGGAGAAAAUAUAGGAAUUGGACAAUAUUUAUCUUUAAUAUUUUAUUGUGGUUUUUUUUAAACAUCGAGUCUAGUUUUUAGGUAAUAUAUAGUGAGAUUCUAAUGAAAUUGUAUAUUAAUCUAUCAGCAGUUGCCUGUGCAAAAUACUUAAACAUCCUCCUUUUUUAAAAGUCACUCAUCAGGGUUGUAUUCACUUUGUAUUUGGUCACCAUUAUUAUAUAUUUUGCAGCUGUUAAGCCUUCUAAAAAAUAAAUGGCAACAGCAGAGAAAGCCUUGAUAUGGUGGUGAUUGAAAUCAACGUUAAGCUUGAUUUAUUGAAAAAGUUGAGCCAAAUUCCAAGACGAAAUGGGAAGAAAGCAUUGCAUCUUUGACAUUCAACAUUUAGUUGAGGCCUUGUAUGAAAUGAUAGCUGCCAUUAGUUCUCUCUGAAGAAAGGCUCCAUUCUGAAAGCAUUCAAAAUAUUUCAGUUGUAAGUAAUAAUAGGAAGGUGAAAAUAAAUAAAACAUACAACUGAACUUACAUCCUUUGACCAGUCUGUGACUGGAUGUGUCUCUGAGUUGGAUCUGAGAGAGAGGAAUUUAGUUGAGAAAUUUGAGGGAUUCAAAGCAGAACUACAAAUUUUGAUGGAUAACUUAAUUGCAUAUACUCAGUGCAAUGUUUCUCAACCUCUAUCACUUUAAAAUGUGUGGACUUCGUCUCUUAGAAUUCCCAGCCAACAAAUUGGCCUUUGAGUAGUAGGAGGGGGGAAAUUUCAUCAUGGGAGGCUGGCCUCUGUAACGUGAGGCCAAACUUUUAGAACAACUUCUGGUUUGACUUGUAAUGCCUUAUACAAACCCCACAGCAGUAUGGAGGAGAGGUAGUGAGCUCAGAUCAAAGCAAUCCAUGCAUGCAGAAGAGCCUCGAGGUGCUUUAGGCUGAGAAGCCUUGAGUCUCCACUGAUGGACUCCAGUGCCUAUCAGCCACAAUCAGCAUUGCUAGUGGUUGGCAAUUAUUUAUCUUUCUAGUUCUUCUUAGAAUGAAGAAGGUAGGAAGUUAAGAACUGUUAGAAUCUUUUGACAUGAUAAACCUCUACCUAGUAAGUUAGGGUCUGAUGUAACAGGAUGUAAUAUUGACUUCUGCCAGUUUACUGUCCAGAAAAUCUAGGUUCAUCCUGAAAAUCCAGUUUUGAGCAUUACAAAUUUUAAAGAUGAGAAAACGGAACAUUAUUUUCUGAGGAUGCUAUGACAGUGAAAAAUUUAACUGAAUAAUGUUUUCCCUUCUGGUUUGCCUCCCAGCCUCAGUAAUUCUGCGUAUUUGCCUACAGUCUUUGGAGCUUCUGGUGAAAGCCAAAGAAUAGGAAAGGUUUCUUUUAUCUCCUGUCAAAUUCUAAAAGAGCUUGCUGACCUUAUUUGUAUUAACUGCAGAACUGAAGAGGAGGGGGUGGAAGUCAACAUUUCACAGAUAAGUCCACCAAGGAGUCAUUCAGUAUUUGAGCUGAAGUUUAUAAGAUCCAAUUAUUAUUUUCCUCUAGAGAGACACUAGACUGCUUGAACAGAUGUCUCGAGACCCUUUGGGAUGGGUGAGAGUUUAGAAGAUGAAACUUAAUCUGGACAAGGCAAGAUUAGAGGUUGCUGGGGAUGAAGAGUAGUUAGCUGGCCAGCUUGGUUAGAUCAUUAUGUUUAGUGUUAGAUGAGGCUGCUUUUCCAGACAGGUUGAAAUGAGCACUUUGGGAAUUGUAGCUAAGUGAUGAACUUAAGGUGGCUUCUAUGCCUGGGAAUAAUUUGUAUGAGCUGAAAGUGCUAUGCCAGUUGUGAUACUUUCUGAAAGAAAUGAAUCUUAGCUUGACAGUUCAUAUAUUAGUGACACUUAGAAUCAUAGGGCUGGAAGGACUCUUGAAGGUCUUCCAGUCCUUCUGCCCAUGCCAAGAAAACUUAUAUCAUGCUAUACAAAUAGUUGUCCAAUCCUUUCUUGAAAAUUUCAGUGAUGGUGUACCCAUAACUCUGGGAGGCAAGCUGUUUCAUUGGCUAAUUGUUCUUACUGUCCAGAAGUUUCUCUAUAGUCCCAAAUAGGCUCUCUCUUUAGCAAGCUUCCAGCCAUUGCUUUUUGGCCUAUCCUAUGAAGCUUUAGACAAUAAAUUGACCCCCCACCUCUCUGUGGCAGCUCCUCAUGUCAUCCCUAUUUCUUAUUUUGGUUAAACUAGUCAUAUCCUUUACAGUUCCCUUAACAGUUCCUCGUGCAAUUUAUCCUAUAGACCCCUUCUCAUCUUAGUUGCUAUUGUCUGCACUCUUUCUAGGGUCUCAACAUUAUUUUUGUAUCACAAUGACCAGAACUGGAUUAAGUUUUCCAAGUGUGGCCUCACUAGCGCAUAUCAAGCAAUACUUUCACUUCUCAUGAUCUUGAUGUUAAUGCAGCCUAGAACUGCAUUGGCUUUUUUGGCAGCUGCAGCACACGACUGAAACAUACUUAAGUGGUGAUUCACUAGGACACCUAGAUCCCUCUCAUGGUUAAUGAUAUAGAAUAGCUAGGUAUUGUGUAUUCUAUAUUUGUGCAUUGAUAUUUCCUGCCUAGGUGCAGGACCUUAGUUUUCUCACCACUGAACAACAUCUUGUUGGAUAAGGCCCAAUGCUCAAGUCUGUGAAGAUCCUUCUGACAAUUGCUAUCUUCCAGAGUGUUAGCAAUUCGUCCCAGCUUGAUAUCAUCUGCAAAUUAGAUGAGCUCUCUCUCUAUCCCCUCAUCUAGAUCAUUUAUGAAAAUGUUGAAGAGCACUGAACCCAGAUAGAACCCUGAGGUACCGACACAGCAUGCUUCCCUCCAUGUAGAUGUAGUUGUGUUGAGGACUACAUACUGAGGGCAGUUGAUCAGCCAACUGUGAGUUCAUCUGGUGGUAGUACUGUCUAUCCCACAUUGUUCUAUCUUAGAACUAUUCUAAGAAGUAGAUUAUGGUCUACUGUGUCAAAUGCUUUACUGAGGUCUAAGAUUACUAUAUAGCGUUUCCAUGAAACACUAACUUAUUGACUUAUGCUGGCUUCUGGUAAUGGCUUGUUUAUUUCUAGAUGCUCUCAAAUCUACUGCUUGAUUAUCUUUUCCAGGAUUUUCCCAGGCAUUGAUGUCAAGCUGAUUGGUCUGUACUUUUCUGGAUCCAUUCCCACCCCCCUCUUUUGUAGAUUGGAACCACAUCAGCUUCCCCCCCCCUUCUCUGGGUAGUUCCCAUGUACUCCAGGAGCUGUGAAAGAUUCUGCUUUGUAGUUCCAGGAUCACAUCUUCCAGCUCCUUUACAAUCCUGGGAUAUAAACCUUAUAGUCUUUCUUUCUUAUAGUUUUCUUACCAAUUUCAUGCAAAUUUUGACCUGCAUUCCUGUUCUGUCUCCCACAGUGCUGUUUUUGGUAGGUUGGAUCAUUUUUUUCUCAUUGCAUGGCAGAUGCAAAAAAGGAAUUAAGAAGUUCUACUUUCUCCCUGCUGUCACCUUCUUGCCAUCUUCUGUCUCUGGGGCUGCCUAUGUAUAUUGAAAACAUGCAGGUUAUGGCCAUUCAGCUGUCCUGGGAGUUGAAUGGUUAACAGUACAUUUGUCAGUAUGUUUCUGAGACCAGUUUUAGGUCUGAAUAUAACCAUUAAAGCCUUAUAUGGCUUGGCCUCAAAUUACUUGAAAGCCUGCCUCCAUGCAUAUCAACUCAUCACACUCUCAGUACAUCCACAUAGGGCAGGGCCUUUAAAAGAGUGGUCUUGGCCUUUCCAAUGAGUUUCCAUUAGGGAAUCCUCAGGCCUUUUAAUUGCAUAAAUUCAAGAUAGUGCUGAAAAUAAUUUAUUUUGCUGGCUUUCACUUUUGAGGCCUGGUGAUUUAAUCUGUAAUCAGUGGUAUUUUAUUAUGUUUAUGUAGUAGAUGUGUAUCUUGUAUGCCAUCAUGGAAGGGCUUUGUCCUAUUAAAAUAGUGUUAAUGUUUUUAAAUAGUUCAACAGUAGCUGGGGGACUAAAGUUCUGUACUGUUCUAUGUCUUCUGUUGGGGGUUCCUUUUGCCUGACUAAUAACAAAUAUGUCUCACAAAACUGGCAACAGUGAUGGACUAAACAUCUUCAAUUCAUGAUCCAUCAAUGCAAGUAAACAGAACUAAGCUACAACCAAAGUAUCUCGAAUAGGUACGACUAAACAUAUUAAAAUAUGAUCGUGAAGGGGUUUAUAGGUAGUUGCAUUUUGUUACUGCUAGGUGACUUCCCGUAAAGCACUAAGCAGUAAAGAUUAAAAGAUUCUGCGUUGUAGCUGCUUUAUAGUGAUUAGAGUGGUGCUGAACUCCCACAGAAUGCUUUGCCUUUAUAAAUGAGCUUACUAAGGUAAAUGUUGCCUAAUCUUAUCCUGGACAGUACGCAGCAACCUCUAUUCCUCUCCACCACUUUCAGCCUGAAGAUGCAGCUUUAAGACCGGUGCUAGGGUGAAUCAAUUAUUUGACAUAUCCCCCACUAAGGCUUCACCCUAUAAAAUUGUGGGUUUGUCACUGAUACACUCUAUUUAGCUGUGUGAAUUUGUGUGCUUACGGGUAGUCCUCAACUUAACAACCAUUCACUUCAAAAUCACCAAAAAAAUUGACUUAUGACCAAUCCUUACAUGACCGUCAUAGAGCUCCAUGAUCAUGUCAUCAAAAUUCUGGUGCUUGGCAACUGGCAUUGUACGUUAUUUACAUAUGGUUGCAGUUAUCAUAGGAUCAUCAUGUCACCUUCCCAGCCAGCUUCUGAUAAGUGUAGUCAUUGUGGGAAGGCAGAUUUGCUUAAUUAAUGGGUUAUACACUUGAUGACCGUAGCAAAAAAAUGGCAUAAAACCAGGCAUAAUCACUUAAUGACCAGCACAAUUAACAGUGGAAGUACUGGUCCCAAUUAUGGUACUAAGUUGCGGACUAUCUGUGUUUGGAAUCAUCAGUUGUAGAAGUGAUGAAAGCAACUGUACAGUGUUGUGAGAAAAAAUACAAUCCUGAGGUGGGACUGAGACUUGAGAAGAAUUGAAAACUUCUCCCUAAGCCCUGAACGGAAGAGGUCAUGUUUGCUGUAGCAGGGCAGAACUAAAAACAUAUAGAACAAUUUAUGGGAAAUGCUACAGCAGAAUGAUGUUAUUUCUCUUCUCAUAUGCACUGGUAUUUUUAAUUUAUGCAUAAUUGCUGCUAUCCAGACCCAACAUAUAGUAUUUAAAUUAGUUUGCACAAUACUUGUCAGUAUUAGAUCUGUUUUAUGAUCACAUAGCAACAAUAUUUGCUGAAAGCCUUAGCUGAAGUUCUGCACUUCCAAAUCUUGUGACUGGUUGGUUAUAUGUCUCUGUGUUGUGAUAUCCAUUUUCAAUGUUUAUAUACACUGGAUAAUGUACAAAGCAUCAGUGUCUUUAUUCUUCAGCCUCCAAUUAGCCUGGCUGUUACUUUUGUAUCACAAAUCAAUAGAUAUGAUAAAAUCUAAUGUGAUCACCCACUAAUUCUACAUCACUAAUUCUUAAAGCCCUGGUUCCUGCUCUCUUGAAAGCAGUUUUUGCAUACAUGUCGAUAUGUGCAUAUUCUGGGUAAUGGGGGAGCUGCUUUUGAUGAACAAUCCAGCAGUUCUCACAGGCUGGUGAAUACAAAAGAAAUGUACAGUUGUGAUUGUGUGUGCCAUUACUGAUUUCUUAGUAAUAGACUUCUAGUCACUGAAGAGGUCCUAGAACAUAGUUCAUGCCUGCCUUAUGUUAAGGACAGAUUGGCCAUAAAACAAAUCAACAGUUAGCUUUAGGGCUCUGUGCAGAAAUAUACUUUAUCUUAAAAAUGUGUGCAAGGAAUUUUCAGUGCAGUUCUUUUGUCAUAGACUGCUGGACCUAUCCUGUUAAUUGGCCAGAAAGUGAGCUUAGCUGGGUUCCUUAGGGAAAUCUGAAUGAUCUCAGCAACAGAUGUCUUAUCUACAAACCACUCUUGGCACGAUAUGCUAACCACCUGCCUCAAAACAAUUCUGAUUGCUUGUAGUAUAGAUCCUCUAAUUUUGUCAGAUGGUUCCAAGGGAAAUGAGGGCAUUGCUUUUAAGACAAUCAGUAUUUAUCACAUUUUAGCUGUUAUAUUUUGUUUUCAGGUAUGUUGUCAUGACAGCAAAGUACAGUUUUGUUUCUUUAUGGAUGAUCAUGUUUGUGUAUCUUUUGUGAACUACCCCCCACCUCCUGGUUCUGUUUUUUAUACCACUGAUACUGAACCUGUAUAGAUUUAGUUCUUGUUACCCUUCAAUUUUGUAUUCCUUAUCCCAAUUCUUGU
Ahaetulla prasina is the source of this 11320-nucleotide messenger RNA. It is a transcript of the gene VASH1, whose product is annotated as vasohibin 1. Gene Ontology annotation, biological process: regulation of angiogenesis. Gene Ontology annotation, cellular component: cytoplasm. NCBI's taxonomy places the organism in Eukaryota, Metazoa, Chordata, Lepidosauria, Squamata, Colubridae. The coding region runs from base 180 to 1250 and encodes 356 amino acids. The record is from RefSeq and is a predicted model, not a curated record. The transcript is spliced from 8 exons.